GCGUUGUGCUUUCUCAAGAUAUAACAUUUCAGCUCAAUCUCUCGCUGUUGCACACAUUUUAAAGUCGUUUCGUUUCUCUCACUCUAUAAUGAGCGACAACGAAAAGGAGUUCAGGGAGCAGAUGGUAAAAAGGGGGAAGAGGAGGAGGAAAAAAGAAGUCAGAUUCAAACGGAAGAAAGAAGAAAUGAAGGGUUGUUAUGAAGUAAUGAAGUGAACGAAGUUAUGAAGUUAAGAUCAGAAGUAUAACUGGGACUCUCGGGGAGGCUCAAGGAGUGCAUCCCCAAGGGGCUCGGCAAAAUCCACCAGCCACUCUCCUGCACGCUCCAAAGAUGGCUCCCGGAGAUCUCGGUCCAGAUCUCGCUCUCAUUCCAGAUCAAAAUCCAGAUCAAGGUCCCAUCGGAGCUCACGCAGGCGGUACUCCCGGUCCCGUUCCCGCUCUCGGCGCAGGCGUUCAAGGAGCCGCUCUCGAAGCUCGGAUUACCGUAGACGCAGGAGCCAUAGCCACUCCCCCAUGUCGAAUCGGCGCAGGCACAUUGGCAACAGGGCCAACCCAGAUCCCAGCGCCUGCUUGGGUGUGUUUGGUCUGAGCCUUUACACCACUGAGAGGGACCUGAGGGACGUCUUUUCUAAAUAUGGCCCACUGGCUGACGUCAACAUAGUGUAUGAUCAGCAGUCACGUCGCUCGAGAGGUUUUGCCUUUGUUUAUUUUGAAAACAGUGCCGACUCAAAGGAGGCCAAGGAGCAUGCUAACGGCAUGGAGCUGGAUGGGCGCAGGAUUAGGGUGGAUUUUUCUAUCACCAAAAGAGCUCACACCCCAACUCCUGGGAUCUACAUGGGACGUCCCACCUAUGGUGGUGGUGGCGGCGGCGGCGGAGGUGGUGGUGGUGGUGGUGGAGGAAGUGGUGGUUCAUCACGACGAUUUUCUAGGGACUACGACAGGGGCUAUGAUAGAGGGUACGAUCGAGGUUAUGAUCGCGACUACGAUCGCUACGAAGAGCGAGAUUACCGAUCGUACAGGCGCAGAUCACCGUCGCCAUAUUACAGCAGAGGUUACCGCUCACGAUCUCGAUCCUACUCACCACGUCACUACUAGGCAACGAGGAUCAUCAACAGUUGUGGUGUUAACUUCCCAAUGCUUUUUUUUUUCUCCAUUUCUGUGUGUGAAAGGGACUUUUGCAUGUGUUAAUCUGUAAAAACGUUUUAUUUUUAUCUGCAACGAUGUCAAAGCCAGUGCUAAGUUUUUAAGUUUGAAUUAAUCAUAGAGGUCCAAAGUUUUUUUUUUUUUUUUCAUUCUUCUCAGUUGUGUUCUUUUCCUGAACAUAAUUCUGUAUGUCAACUUAAGAAAAAAAGUCUUUUAAAAUAAUUGGAACAAUAAAUGCAUUGCUUUAAUUGACAUGUUUUUAAUCUUAAUAGGAUUUUUGUGUGUGGGGGGGGGGUUAUGUUUCCUUUUUAGUUUUUGUUCCAUAGAGAUUGCUUCUUUAAAAGUAGGAAAGGGGAUUAUGUGGUUGAAGAAAUGUCCAACGGCUGUGUAUUUUUGAAUCAUGCACUACGUGAGUGCACCCUCCUUAGCAAAAAUUCCCUACGCUGGAAACGCCUCCACUGGUAAUUUUGUAAAUUAAAACCGAAUUAAAUGUAAUUUACAUGUCCAGCAGAAGUUCUGCGACCAGAGCAUCUGUUUUCAGACCCUGUUGCUGCUUUUGAGGGCACACCAUCUUUGAAAAGAGUCUCCUAAACACACCAGCUUUUAAUUGUCAUUACACUGUCAUAAGCAACAAAAUGAACUCUGCAUUUAAGCCAUCCCUUUGGGGAACAGUGGGCUGCCAUUGUGCAGUUCCCGGGGAGCAUCGUGUGGUUAAGGGUCUCACUCAGAAACCCAGAGUGCAAGAGUCCAUCAGUCAAGUCAUUUUAGAUGAAUCUCGACACUUAAUUUCUGGGGUAAAUCCUCUUUCAUACCUUUUACCUUCCAAAUAGUAAAUGUGGCAUCUGUCUUUGCUUGAUUGUUACUAAUUAUCUGCUGUAUAUAUGCAAUAAAAACACAUUGGCAAAUUG
Cyprinodon variegatus (sheepshead minnow) is the source of this 2049-nucleotide messenger RNA. It is a transcript of the gene tra2a, whose product is annotated as transformer 2 alpha homolog (Drosophila). Gene Ontology annotation, biological process: positive regulation of mRNA splicing, via spliceosome. Gene Ontology annotation, molecular function: RNA binding. The record is from RefSeq and is a predicted model, not a curated record. NCBI's taxonomy places the organism in Eukaryota, Metazoa, Chordata, Actinopteri, Cyprinodontiformes, Cyprinodontidae. Gene Ontology annotation, cellular component: spliceosomal complex. The coding region runs from base 512 to 1093 and encodes 193 amino acids. The transcript has 9 exons.